AUAUUCAGUUUAGAAACCUCAAAACUUUAUACUCUUUUUAUUUUGUACCUUUACUCCUUUUGCUCUCUGUUUUUACCUUUUAGAUGCUUUGAUUUCUUUUUAACAGCCAUUCUAAAAUAAGCAACUUCUUUAUAUUUAUCUUCAUUUUAUUGUAUAAACCGUAAAGACGGUGCAUGUUUGUAUAAACGAGUGUGUUGUGCAGAAGGAAGGUAGAAAGAGAGAGUAGGCAGAAGCUGACCAUCCACCCACAUCUUUCACUCUUAUUGGUCGAUCAUUUCUCCAUUCCGAAAUGAUGGUGGGCUAUAUAAAUCAAAUGCAAUGAAAUUUUCAUGUACACGCUCUUCUUUUCUCUUAGUGAACUGAUUUAAUCAGCCUGAUCGAAGAAGAGAGCAAGCAGAAAUGGAAAUUAUUUGUCCAAAGAUUUUCAUCUGGAUUAUGAUUAUUUUUCAAUCAUUUUUCAUUCAAUGGAUGGAAAGCAGUCCAAUACUGAAAUCAUUAGAUGCUUCAGAAGAUUUUAAACAAAUUCACAAAAUGGAUAACAAUAAAUCUAAGAAAAUAUUUGAAAAUUAUAGAAAUAAAAGAACUGAGGCUAAGAAAGACAAUAAGCAGAUUCUGGUUAUAGAUGUUUCAAAUCUGGACCAAGGAAAACAGGAAGCUCCAAAUGAGAAACCAAAAUUCCUUCCAAUUGACAUAUCAGUAUUAUCCAAUCCAGAUCCUUUUAACAACCCCAAGAGCACUGAUGACUCUGGCAAUUUUUUUUUAAACAGAAAUGACAAUCAACUAUUUGAAGAUUUUUCUGAAAGUCUCAACAAAAAUGAUAUUCAAUCUUAUCCAGUACAUAGCCCCAAUCUACCCAGUGCAUUUUCAGAUGAGAUGUUGUCACUUCAAACAAAUACUGUACCAUUAAUACCUUCGCCUCUUCAUGAUUAUGUUACAGAUCUAUUUGCCAGCAGAGAUGCAGCACCUAAUUUCUUAUCUUUUCCACCAAAUAUAGCAAAUGAUAUGGAAAUAAAUUUGGAGGAGAAAAACCUUCCAAGUUUCUUAUCAUUAUUAAAAGGUUCUUCCAAGAAAAAAAGUUUGUCCAGAAAAUUUAAAAACGUGAAAUAUAACAGAUCUUCAUUUAAGAAGUAG
Molecule: messenger RNA, 1131 nt
Organism: Centruroides sculpturatus (bark scorpion)
Lineage: Eukaryota; Metazoa; Arthropoda; Arachnida; Scorpiones; Buthidae
Exons: 2
Coding region: 400-1131 (243 amino acids)
Source: RefSeq, a predicted model, not a curated record